ACGUUGGUUUGUAGCCCGCCAUUAACCCUGAAGAAGAAGAAUAACUUACCAGUUGGUGGCGGUAAUGCGCCAUUUCUGCAGUUGCCAACUGCCGUCCCCCGUAAAGGAAGAAAGACCUCAGAGGAGCCCAACCACCACUGAAUCAACGAUACGGAUGGAAGCGGUGCUGUUUGCUGUAAAUUGGUUUGUCUUGGCAUCCUAAUUAAAUGAGAACCACAUUAAUGCUAAACAAUGCGCGAAACUGCCCACGAAACACACCAAACAAACCCGAAGGAGAUAUGUCUGAAGCAGUUCUGUUUCCACGCUGUCAGGGAACAUUUUGCUGCCCUGGGCAUGGAGGCUGUUCUUGAUCUUCCAGUGCCUCUUAUUAAGGAGCUUCUUCCUCAUUUGACUGUGUGUCAGUUGGAUGAGAUCCAACCUGAGCUAAAUCAGAGAGGGAUAUCAACUCAUUCUGGAUGGGCUACAGUCCUGAAGGACCUUUGCGGACCUAGCCGUGCAGCUGACUUUCCCACAGAAGAAGAGGCCAAACAUGAAGUUAUGAGAAUGCUUUUUACACUUGUAUUUCAUGGCUUCAGAAACCCCUUUGUCAAUAGAAACAGCUUAAAUUUAAACACACCAUCCUUCAUGUGGUCUGCAGCUAAAUGUAUCAAACAUUUUUUACUCAUUACAAGUUUGCGCCUUCAAAGUUUAACAGCUGAGCAGCGGCCUCUUCUGAACCUCCUGGAGAAACGUAUCAGGAGUGUUGGUGUACCACAGUCCUUUGAUCUAUCAAAGAGCAACACAAAACCUGCUCUGUAUGUUCUCCAUCGCCUGGUAGACCAUGGGGUGGCUAAAGAAAUGGUCAUAGAUGCGGACUGUCCCAUCACACUGGCAUGGCUCCUACAUGGAAGGGGAUCUCAGUAUGUAAAUCCAAAGCUGAAGAAUCUCAUGCACAGCAAAAAGGAAAGCUGUAUUUCGCACGCAGCUUCAGCCAGUGCAGACGGGGCCAGUUGUAGUCCAGGUCUUGAGACCAGGGCUUCAAAAAAUGAGGAUGAACAAGCCCCCCCGUGCAAACGCUUCAAGUUGGAUUCUCGGACUGUGGAGGAGGAAUCCGGAAAUACACACUUUACUGUGGACCCACAGGUUCUCUGUCAAACCUUCACUCCAUGUGGUGGUCCCUCAGCAGGUUCUUGUCCAUGGGGACAGAUUGAUCGUCUGAAGAUCAGACAUUGUGGGUCCAACUCUCUCAGAGAGCUGACCUCUGCCCUGCCUACAUUUUUCUGCCUUCGCUCUCUAACUCUUCACAGCUUCUCAACCUUCAGGGAUGCUGAUGUGUUGGGCCUGGCCAGAGCCCUGAAGCAGCUGUCUGAGAGCUGCCGCAGCUCCCUCACUGAUCUCAACAUCGGCGUCCUGCCUUACACCAAACUCACAGAGAUCCUGCUUGAUGCAAGCCCCAAGGUGACGUCCCUGCAUGUAGAGAUCCAAAGUGUAGCCUUGGGACCACACUUCUUACCCCAUCAUCCCAGGAUUGCUGAGUCAGACAUGUCAGCAGAGCUGCCCCUGGAGAAACUCACAGUCAAAGUUGCUGAGCUCCAAACAGAUCUGCAGUUCAUCACAUCUGUGCUGAGACGCUCCCCAAAGCUAAGCUCUCUUCACAUCGCCGGGAUGAGAUUACCAACUGGUUCCUCGCUCAGCCACCUCCUCACCACUCUCUCAGAGUCAAAUCACAACUUGAGGAGUCUCAACUUGGAAGACAUGAAGCUGUCUGAUUGUCUUCCUGAGAUCCUGAAUCUCCUGAUGCAUUGCAAGUUGGAAGAGCUGUGGUGCAAUGACUGCCGCCUUCUUGAGAGGUGGAGUGACAAGCAAGAGAGUUUGCAGCAGUUGGUGGCUGCUGUGAAGUCAGUGCCUUCUCUCCACACACUCAGCCUGGCUCAGAAUCGGCUCGCCAAGAACGUGAGUGUGCUGGCAGAGCUGUUCUCAGGAUCGUCACCAAGCUCGGUGAAACGACUGGACAUCAGCUCUAACUUCAUUCAGCCUGCUGAGCUGCUCGAGUUCGCCGGGAAACUGAGGACACAUCGUCCUCCGCACCGACUGACCCUUGACCUCAGGAAGAACCCAGGUGAUCGAGACCCUGACACAUGGAACGCUGCACUGAACACACUCCGUCCAUUCUGUGUUCUGCAGGUUGGGGGAUGGAAAUCCACCGACACAAUGGUUGACCACAUCAGUAACAUGUGAACAAGAAACAUCUGCUCUGACUCUGCAGAAGUAACGGGCUGUAAAAAGUUGGUGCUGUAUGUUAACUUUGUAAAUUAGUCUUUGAUAGAGGAGAGCAACUGUGGUCAGUUUGAGUUCAGGUCAGACAGUUUCACUGAUGCAGUGACAGGUUUUCAGUUCAGGAAAACCUCAUAAAAACCUGUGGAACCAUGAGUCACUUGACUGGUUCUACAUGUUCUCAGAUAUUUAUUCUGUUUUUCUCCUGUAAUCAAAUGUUUUUAUUGUUAUGGAACACAGGUAAUUUUGAUUUGUAAUUAGUAGUGUGACAUUUCAUUCCUGCUAUGUACAGUACAUUUAUUAAAUGUAACAUUUAAUUUUUGCUCUUGUACGCAGUUGGACAAUAAAAGCAUCUGGUGUUAGUUUGA
This is a messenger RNA of Seriola aureovittata, 2621 nucleotides long. It is a transcript of the gene lrrc41, whose product is annotated as leucine rich repeat containing 41. NCBI's taxonomy places the organism in Eukaryota, Metazoa, Chordata, Actinopteri, Carangiformes, Carangidae. The coding region runs from base 232 to 2217 and encodes 661 amino acids. The record is from RefSeq and is a predicted model, not a curated record. The transcript has 10 exons.